Musca vetustissima is the source of this 403-nucleotide messenger RNA. RefSeq lists its product as uncharacterized. NCBI's taxonomy places the organism in Eukaryota, Metazoa, Arthropoda, Insecta, Diptera, Muscidae. The coding region runs from base 8 to 403 and encodes 131 amino acids. The record is from RefSeq and is a predicted model, not a curated record. The transcript has a single exon.
CUAUACCAUGGGUCAUUUAGCAAUGUCCGAUCGUAGCAGUACCACCAGCGUUGAGACUUCAAUGUCUGCUGCGAAACAACAACAACAAACAGAAUUGAAACAUCGUCUUACGGCCAAUGGCAAAAGUUCAGCUGCCGCCAAUGGAUUCCCCGCCAAGAAUGGUCAACCUUUAGUUUCGGCCGUCGAUGGUGAGGUGAAAAAUAUCGAACAGAAACACCAUGUCGAUUUGGAAGAGUACACUAAAAACUUCAAAGGCGAUCGUGUUUUUGGCAUCCAAUUUAAGGCACCGCUCAAGUGGGGUAACAUCAUUAUGAUCUCCCUGCUGCAUUUGUUCUUCGUCUAUGCCUAUGUCACAUUCCCAUUGGAUAAGCUGAGAGUUCCAUCGGUUCUAUUUGGUAAGUAA